Molecule: messenger RNA, 6901 nt
Organism: Scatophagus argus
Lineage: Eukaryota; Metazoa; Chordata; Actinopteri; Scatophagidae
Gene: lpin1a
Product: lipin 1a
Exons: 21
Coding region: 1259-3751 (830 amino acids)
Biological process (GO): triglyceride biosynthetic process; fatty acid catabolic process; cellular response to insulin stimulus
Cellular component (GO): mitochondrial outer membrane; nucleus
Molecular function (GO): transcription coactivator activity; phosphatidate phosphatase activity
Source: RefSeq, a predicted model, not a curated record
GACGGUGGGACAAUGAUGCCACUGACAAUGAGAAAAGUGUAUCAGCUGUUUAUGAACAGAUAAGAUUAGGAAAAAGUACCGGACAAACAUGUUUAUGUCAUGUUUAGCUCCAAGAUGCUGAAGUCUCUUUAACAAGAACUGUACGGAAUUUCAGUAACAAUAUACAGGUCUUCGCCACAUGGCUUUUCACACAUUCAUACUUAAUUAUGUUACAUGGAAGAACAUGCCACAUUCUUCAGCACAGCAGAAAAUAAUCUCACAUGCAAAUAUUUACUUUUGUUUUGACAACUGAUUUUGUAAAGUGAUAGAUGAGGAUUCAUGGGAAGUUAGAGGGGUCAGGGUGGUGAGCAUGAUGAGACUUGGCCGUAUUUCCCAAUCGGGAUUUAAGAGCAAUAUGACUAAGAUGGUGUAAUUCCUACUCUGAAGGAUUAAAUUGGUUUAAUUCCGCUUUCAUUACUAAGAUAUCUCUGUCAGUCAGUGACUAGGUCCUGUGAAAAUAUUGCAAUGCCCCAGUCCUCAAUGGAUGACACUUAUUUUUUUCAAAUUAAACAAACACUGAGAAUUAUUUAAGUGUCUUUGACCACAUCUGUCGCACUGUUUGGGCCUUGUGUCCUUGACACAACUCUCCCUCUGCAGUGGAAAACCACCAGAGGGCUAUUUUUAGCUCUGGAAAAUUCACCUUCGUGUGCAGUGGGGUGCACACAGACGGCACUCAGAAGCUGACUGUCACUGAUCUGUCCAAACUGAUGGGAAGACAGAGGAGAUGUACAGAUAGUGAAAGAAGAGUAGGACAAACAAGACAUGCCGAGACACAGAUAAACUGUACAAUAGAAAAGCACUCUAGACAUGUAUUAAACAUGCUCAUGAGGAAUCACUGUCACAUAUGGCUGCAUGCUGAUUUCUUUCAGUCUCAAAUGGUUUAUUUCCAUGAGUGUUUUCAUUUCGUCUUUUCAGUAACAGUCUAAGUUAUCAUCUCACUGCUCUUAAUAGAAGAAGACCAGCAGCAUUUUUAAGGAACUAUUUGGCACUGAUCCCAGUUUUCUGUGUCUCUCCUGCCCAACACCCCCCCUUUUACUCUCUCCCUCUCUGUUGCAAAUUACAUUGGAGGAUUUGUUGGGGCUUUUGUGUUGGCAAAUAGGUCCUGAGCAUGAAACAUUAGCCCAAAUGUUGCAGCAGAAAUUAAUCUUUAGGCUAGAACAUCGGGAAAUUCUGAAUACCUGUGGAAGUCGUUCCGUCCCAUCUUGCUACAUCACCCAUCAUGUCAGUGGGGGAGGAGUUGAUGGAGUCCCAGCUAGGCAGAGGCGGUUCCCGUCACCAUGACACCAUCACCUGCAACUCACUUCCUGUCCAGAGCCUGGGACCACAGCAAAGUGAUGGCGGAAUGAUCAAGAAGAGAAGGAAGAGGAGAAGGAAAGCAAGGCCAGAGGCAGGCGGAGGAGGGGGAGCGAGGAGAGACGAGAGCGAAGAAGAGUUCUCAGAAGAUGAGGACAUGUUUACAAUUGACUUGAGCUCAGAUGAGGAGAGAGAGGGUGACUGCAGCAGACCUGCGUAUGGAGAUCAGGGGCCUACAGCCCACAUGCACACAUGCCCCAGCUCUGAUUGGACCCGUUCACAGAGUAAUGUGAUUAAGGCGACUCUCUCCAUCCCUCCACCCUGUGGUCUGUCCAUCUCUUGUCCUCAGCAGACUUCUCACUUCUCUUCCCCUGCUAGCCCCAAUGAUUCACGGUCAUCAACGCCGAAAAGUGACUCAGAGAUAACAAAUCAGAACAAAAACAACCCCGAGAUGCUGUGGACCUGGGGGGAGCUCCCACAGGCUGCCCAGCCAUCCUUCCUGACUUCCCACCAGAAGCAGGACCCUGCCACAACCGUCUCCAUCCCAGUGUCUGCCAGCACUCACUUCAGAGCCAUCAGUGACACUGGACCUCCCUCCCUCGCUAUCAAUUCUCCCCAGCCAGGGGACACCACUGCUCAGGGUGGGGACAAGGACACUGAAGAAAGUAAAAACGGAGCCAGAGUUGGACUAUCCAGUGGGGACAGGGCUGGAGGAGAACAAGUGAGAGAAGUGGAAAGUGUUGGACCAUCGUGUGCAGAGAUGGAGGCUUUAACAGCCUGCUCCAUGUCUCCCCCGAGGAUUCUCCCUGAUCAUCUUGAUGAAAGCAGGAACAGGGGAAGUCCCAUCAAAAGAACUGAUUCACCAUCCAAGAAGAAAGACAAGAGAAGCCAACACCUGGGUGCUGAUGGCAUAUACCUGGAUGACAUUACAGAGCUGGAGCCUGAAGUAGCUGCACUUUACUUCCCUAAAAGUGAUGGAGGCAGUAGCUCCAUGAGGGGAGACUCAGAGAUGAUGAUGAUGGGAGCUCGUAGCGCUAAUCAGUCCCCACAGUCAGUGAGCAGCAGUGGAAUGGACAGUGGCGUGGACAGUUUGUCUGACCAAAUAGGGGACCUGCCUCAUGUUGCCAUCUCUUUGUGCGGAGGGCUCACUGACAACAGGGAGAUCACAAGAGAGCAGUUUCAGGAGAGGGCAAUAUCCUACCAGCAGUUCUCUGAAAACCCCUCUAUUAUUGAUGACCCUAACCUGGUGGUCAAGAUAGGAAACAAGUACUACAACUGGAACACAGCAGCUCCCGUCAUGUUGGCCAUGCAGGUCUAUCAGAAACCGCUGCCACAGGCCUCAGUGGAGAACAUCAUGAAGGAGAAGAUGCCAAAGAAAGGAGGACGCUGGUGGUUCUCAUGGAGGAGCAGGAACAGUGACUCCAAAUCAGAAUCAGUGACAGAGGCAGGAGGAGAACAAGGAGGGAGCUCACUCACUAUGUCCUCAAUGAACAGGAUGAAGGAUGAGUCAUCCUCUAGUGAUGAGGAACACAGACUGUCCAGUCAGACAUCAGGAACCUGUCAGUCAGAACUCCUCAUGAGCUCUGGUAGCAUCUGUUAUAAGAAGACUCUUCGGCUCACCUCAGAGCAACUGGCAAGCUUGGAGCUGAAGGAUGGUCCUAAUGAUGUGGUGUUCAGUGUGACCACUCAGUAUCAGGGCACCUGUCGCUGCCAUGGCACAAUUUAUCUCUGGAACUGGGAUGACAAGAUAGUCAUCUCUGAUAUAGAUGGAACAAUUACGAGGUCAGACACUUUGGGUCACAUCCUUCCCACGCUGGGCAAAGACUGGACCCACCAGGGUAUUGCACGACUCUACCACAAAGUCAGCCAGAAUGGAUAUAAAUUCAUGUACUGCUCGGCGAGGGCCAUCGGCAUGGCUGAUAUGACACGAGGUUACCUGCACUGGGUCAAUGAGAGGGGAACCAUGCUGCCAGUGGGGCCAGUGCUGCUCAGCCCCAGCAGCCUUUUUUCUGCUUUGCACAGGGAGGUGAUUGAGAAAAAACCAGAGACGUUUAAAAUCGAGUGUCUCACAGACAUAAAGCACCUUUUCUACCCGAACACUGAACCUUUCUACGCUGCAUUUGGCAACAGAGCUACGGAUGUAUAUUCCUAUAAGGAGGUGGGUGUUCCUCUGAACAGGAUUUUCACUGUCAAUCCUAAGGGGGAGUUGAUACAGGAGCACGCCAAAACCAACAUCUCCUCCUUUGGCCGUCUGUGUGAAGUGGUCGACCAUGUCUUCCCAGUCCUAGAUCAAGAUGAGGGCGCAGACUUUCAGCGCUCUGACAUCUUUGGCCAGUGCAACUACUGGAACGAACAACUUCCUGAUGGCAGCAACCAGGAAGAAGAAGAAGAAGACUCACAGUCACUUGAGACAAGCUGAGGAAAACCCAUUAAAUCAAGUACUGAGGCUGUUGUGUUCCAGCUUUUCUCCACAUUGCAGUCAGGCAUGUGAUCCAGGAUAAUUGUGCAGCCGAGAUUAAGAGUGAGGAUGCUGAUUAUUUUAGAAUCAAAAACUUGUGUGUGGGAAACAGCCAUCAAGCUUUUCCUAAAACUUAACCUGAUACAUGAGUGAUAAGUUACUGCGCCUAUUGAUUUAAAGUAGCUGAAUGUGUUUUCAGUAUCCCACACUUCGCCAUCAUUCAACAUCCAAGCAGAACUGAACUGUUCAAUACAGAUAAAACUGCUGAGCAAGGGACAAAAAGAGAAAAAAAUGACUUUUUUUUUUUGAGUAAAGAGAAUAAAAAAUCCCUGAUGAAUUUUAACAACUCACACUUUACACAAAUUACACUUCACAUAUCAAACCUUUGCAAGUGCACUGACUCAACAAAAACGCACAAACACACAUAAUACUUGUGAAGGCAUUCCAUGAACAAUUUACACAACACUGCAGAACGUGAAUAAUAUUCCUCGCCUGCAGGUUUUUGUUUUAGCUUUCCUCUUCCCACACUACUCUUCAUUUACUCUGGUGAAUAGAAUAGUUGCUACACCAAAUGUAUAUUAUUUUGUACCAAUAUGUCUACAAUAUCAGUUUGAACCUAUUCACCUAAUACCUUUAUUUUUCAGAAUUUUAUGCAGAAAAUGUGUUUCAGACACACCAGUCUUAAAGUAAUCUAAUGUCCAUUAAAACCUGACUACAACUAACUAUGUAAAGUAAAUAAGAAACUACUUUGCAGACAUUCUGCUGUUCACUGCAGAGAUUCUAUGCAAACAUCAGCUAGAUUGCCUACACAAAUGGCUUCCACAUUUGACAACAAAAUGUAAAUUGCAAUUCAGCUUGUCAAAUCUCAAAUCAGCCUGUUGAUGCAUCACUUAUUUCUAAUGUUAGGAAGAACUACUGGCUUUUUCACCCAUCAUAUGCAAUAUAUUCACCAAAUAGUGAGAGACUCCUGGAAUCUUAGUUAAAGGUUUACCUGACGCAGGUAUGUGGCUGUAGUAUUGUUUUCCAAGCAGCACUGUGCACCGGAAACACCACAUCACAUUACAGUAAAACCACUGAGAACAUGCACAGAUAGUGUAUCCAGUCAUUUUCUGUGCCAAAAUCACUUGCAGAUUCAUCUAAAUGUGUUGGGUCUUCUGACCGUCCUACUGUGAAAGAAGUGACUCUGGCACAUUUUCUCUGGUGUUCAAUGAAAAUACUCAAGAUAAGUGCAGGGCAAUGCAAAUAACACCAGUCCAUGUUCUUUCACACCAGUGGUAUGCUAGAAUGUAGUAUAAAUCACUCAGAGUGUUUGUUAUUUUAAUUACUAAUGCUCAUCAAUGCAAUGACUGUAUAAGCCCAUACAGGACUACAGUCAUAUUUUUUCAGUUUUGUAAUGCUAAGAUCAGUACACAGAUCAGUACACUUUUAUGUACAGCACUAAUAUCUCCUGUAGUGGAGAGUUAAAUGCAGCAUAUUCAGAUGCUGUAAGGUAUUUCUGUUCAUGAUCCAUUUACUUUUUGUUGUUUGUACAUUUUAAUUUGUUAUCAUAUGUUUAUGUUUGAUCAAAUAACACCAACUGUACUGCAUUUAUGUGAUAUGGAAGUUUGUCUUUACCACAUGUAUAACUUAAAAAGGGGGAAACCACUGUAAAUAAUGGACAACAGUAGUUUUUGUGAACAUUUAAAAAAAUGCUAAUUUUUUUAAUUUUUACUCUUAGAAAUACUUUGUUACUGGUGCUCAUCCAAAUGCACUUGUGGUAAUUUUUCCACUUUACUAUAACUGUUUUUUGAAACUGUCCAUUGCACUUAGAGAUGACAGUUUAACCAUAUGACCACUAAUGCAGUAGAUCAACAUGAAGAUACUUCAUGGGAAAGCCAAUGGAUCAAUUACAAAUUCUUCUUUCCUGAUGUAACGUCAGCUGUUAAUACCACAUCAUUUUCACUUGGAGCUUCACGUGAAUAUUGUUGGCAUCAACAUCACAGUUACAUGAAGUUCAGUGACAGUAUGUACAGUACUUGUACAACACACAAAAGAGUACCAUCAGUCCACAUUAAGCCUCUUCUGUCCGUGUUAAAGCAAAACUGGACAGUUAAAGCAGCUUUGAAUGUCUGACAGCUUCAAGAAAAAAAAAAAGAAAAAAGAUCAUUGUACUACCUUUGCAGUUUUAAAUAUCCUGAAAACUUUUUUAUAUAGGAUUUAAGAAGGAUAUUUAACAAAAAUUUUACUCUGACUUUAAUGUGUCCAAUAUUUAAAAAAAGUGAAAUCAAGAUGCCAGAAUACUGUGAAAAUCCCUCUCAUUGAUUGUGACUGACUUUAUUAUACUGUCUUUGUGCAUAGUAUGAAUAUGUCUGAUGCUGUGUUGUGACUGACUUUGCCUGCAGGAAAACGAAUCAGGAAUGAACUUUUAAUUGGCUCUAAAACUGUUGAUGUUCACAAGCAUAUUGGGGAGUCGGAUAUAAUUUGUAUGAGUGGAAAAGCCAAACAAGACGCAUGCUGUUGUAAUGUUAAGAUGCAUAUUUACAUGGACGUAAUGAUCUGAUCACUGUCUCUUGUCACCUGAUCUUCAUGGGGAAAUACAUGCCUUUAAAACAGAAAAAAAUUAUAAGGUAAUUUCCCCACAAUUAUGAGAUAAAAUUCAUGUCAUUAUAACACAUUGAGGCUUUGAUGUAGUUAAUUGUUAUUGGUAUGUCAUACAUAUUCAUAUGUGUUAACUGACACAAAGCAUUUUAUACCGUAUUUUCUCUCAUCCUUAUGUGUCGGUUUUUAUCAUUACAGCAUAAGCAUUUCCUAAUUUUAAUAUUUUAUUUAUGAAAUAUGGAAGUCAAAAGUAGGCAAAGAAAGUAAUGUUCUUCCCAAAUUUCUAGACUAAAUGGUCAUCUUUCGAUGAUUAUCAUCUAAUUCUUUCUGUGAAAGAUCUAUUUGGCCAGUUUUCCAAUCUGUCUCUGUGUUGACAUGGAUGUUGAUCGAGUUUGUUGUCGCGUUUAAAGAAGAUCUUCUGGAUGCUCAGCAGGAGCCUAACGAGCAGCAUGUGGUGCAAGCUGUUGUAAACAAGUUGUCUGAAUAAAUCUGUGAAAUGUACACAUUUUUCAAUAAACCUGAAGGUGGCUGCUA